Molecule: messenger RNA, 592 nt
Organism: Drosophila santomea
Lineage: Eukaryota; Metazoa; Arthropoda; Insecta; Diptera; Drosophilidae
Exons: 2
Coding region: 39-521 (160 amino acids)
Source: RefSeq, a predicted model, not a curated record
UUGCAGUUAGUCUUCUUAAACUUCUCAAAGCCUGCAAGAUGCAGUACACGCAGCUCCUGAGAGUUUUGUGCUCCUUCGUGAUUAUGUCGUGUGUGGCAGUCCUUGUGCUCGGUGACUCGGAAUGCAAUACGUGUCUACCAAACCAGGUCAAGUGCCUGAACGAGACCCACUUUAGUUUUUGCGGGAACAACGUUUCUCCGGAUCAGGUGAUGCAGUGUCCCGAUGGUCAGGUGUGCACCAGCCUUCUGAAGAUCUGCUUGCCCAAGGGAUCGAAUGCAGGUGCCUGCACUCCAGAUGCCGAAGUAUCGUGUCCAUCCUGCAGUGGAUCAAAACUAUUCGUCUGCACCAGUCGCACCACCUUCCAAAUGUGCGAUGGAGGCAAGCUCACCGGCCAGGUAACCAAGUGCAAGGAUAACACUUUCUGCUCCAUGAAAUCCAAUAAAUUCUGUGUGGAUCGGUGUGAAAUAACAAAAUCAGUGGAUGGAUUCGAGUGCGACAGAGAGGCACCUUUGGAUGCAUGAAAAAAUAUAGCACUCCAAAAAUACUAAAAGGUUGAAAUAAAAGUUGUUUAACUAUUUGCAGUGAAGAAUAA